AUGACAAAGGUUACUGUAUGCGGUGCUGCCGGAGGUAUUGGCCAGCCAUUGUCCAUGCUUCUAAAGCUCAAUGCCCAAGUGUCUCAGCUUGCUUUGUAUGACAUUGUCAAUGCUGCUGGUGUGGCCGCCGAUUUAUCUCACAUCAACACCCCUGCCCAAGUAGUGGGAUAUCUGCCCAAAUCCAAGGAUGAUAAGGAUACCAUUAAAGAAGCCUUGAAGGGUUCGGACCUCGUUGUCAUCCCAGCUGGUGUUCCGCGGAAACCGGGUAUGACCAGGGCAGACUUGUUCAACAUCAAUGCCCUGAUUGUGCGGGAUUUGGUUGCCAAUGCGGCUCAGGCAUGUCCCCAGGCCGCCAUUCUCAUUAUUUCCAACCCGGUCAAUGCCACCGUUGCCAUUGCCGCCGCUGUGCUCAAGAAGUUGGGUGUGUUCAACCCUAGAAAGCUCUUUGGUGUGACAACUUUGGACUCCGUGCGCGCAGAGACCUUUUUGGGCGGCCUCAUCGGCGAAGAUCCCGCCUCCUUGAAGGGUAAGAUUUCCGUGGUUGGAGGCCAUUCUGGCGACACCAUCGUCCCUCUAAUUCACUUCGACAAGACGAUCGCCGCCAAGGUGAAGGCUCUUCCGGAACAAGCCUACAAAGAUUUUGUUCACAGAGUGCAAUUUGGUGGAGACGAGGUUGUCAAGGCAAAGAAUGGCGCGGGUUCUGCUACAUUGUCUAUGGCCUACGCCGGCUACAGGUUCUCUGAGUACGUCUUGAACUCUCUUGCGAACAAGGAAAUUCCCUUCAGUAUUCCAGAAUCAUCAUAUGUGCACCUUCUGGGUAUCGGUGCCUCUUCGCUCUCUCAAAAACUUGGCGGUCCGGAAUUCUUUUCCGUUCCUGUCAUCUUGAGGAAUGGCCAGGUCCAGUCCUCGUUAGACCCUUUCAGCUUGGUGCAAACAGAACAAGAAAAACAAAUGAUUGAAACUGCUGUGAAGGGUUUACUUACUUCCAUUUCUCAGGGAACUAGUUUUGUUGAGGGUCUGAAAUUGUAA
Australozyma saopauloensis is the source of this 1029-nucleotide messenger RNA. It is a transcript of the gene MDH1-3, whose product is annotated as malate dehydrogenase. The transcript has a single exon. NCBI's taxonomy places the organism in Eukaryota, Fungi, Ascomycota, Pichiomycetes, Serinales, Metschnikowiaceae. The coding region runs from base 1 to 1029 and encodes 342 amino acids. The record is from RefSeq and is a predicted model, not a curated record. Gene Ontology annotation, biological process: tricarboxylic acid cycle; malate metabolic process. Gene Ontology annotation, molecular function: L-malate dehydrogenase (NAD+) activity. Gene Ontology annotation, cellular component: cytoplasm; cytosol.